This is a messenger RNA of Haliotis rubra (blacklip abalone), 1408 nucleotides long. RefSeq names its product transport and Golgi organization 2 homolog. The transcript is spliced from 9 exons. Gene Ontology annotation, cellular component: Golgi apparatus. Gene Ontology annotation, biological process: protein secretion; Golgi organization. NCBI's taxonomy places the organism in Eukaryota, Metazoa, Mollusca, Gastropoda, Lepetellida, Haliotidae. Bases 244 to 1116 code for a protein of 290 amino acids. The record is from RefSeq and is a predicted model, not a curated record.
CGCUCACAUGCAGUCGCAGAACGAAUUUGUCAUUAAAAGUCAAAUCACACAUGCUACAGGUUGACGGGAAUCGACAGCUGUUCCCUUCUGUCCACGAAGUCAGUAGUUGAACUUGAUGGUACCUGCGUGAAUUACUGUUUAGUUUUUGUUGUCGCUUAUUUGCAGAAUAAUCACUGUUGCAGCUUUGAACACAAGCGUUGUACACUGGUCGAUGCAGUUAAAGGUAUCUGGUAUACAGCCAAGAUGUGUAUCUUGUUCUUUCAACUGAAUGAUAAAGGUGAAUGUGGUACCUACCGCCUAGUUCUUGCCAACAACCGAGAUGAGUACUGGGCACGACCUACGUCUACAGCAGCGUACUGGGGGGAGAAUGACAACUGCCUGAGUAGUUUGGACCAGGAACCAGGCAGAGAGGGUGGAACUUGGAUGGGGAUCAACAAACAGGGCAAGAUAGGAGUUCUCCUCAACAUCCUUGGAGAAAACCUCCCAAACAGGAAAGGAAGAGGUUUCUUGGCCAGGGAUUUCAUAGCAUCAAACACAAGUGCCGAGACUUUUCUGCAAAACCUGUCUGCAGACGUAGUCACCUCUGAGUACAAUGGAUUCCACCUUGUUCUCCUAGAAGCAGGAGGCCAACAUCCGUCGGCGAUGUACUUGACUGAAAGUUCCGAACACCAGAGACGGGGCCCACAGAGGCUGUCACUGGGAGAUUUGCAUGCCUUUGGUAACUCAACUGUAGAUAAGCCUUGGCAGAAAGUGGAACAGGGUCAACCUCGCUUUCAGAAGAUUAUUGAAGAAAACAGAAGUCCGGAGUCCAAAAACAAGCUUGUUGAUUCCCUGCUGGAUUUCCUGAAUGACAAACAACAAUAUACAACAGACAGUGUUCUUGGUGGAACAUGUCGAGAGUUGGGCGUUUCCACUGUGAUAAAGGAUGAGAGAUCGGCAAACUGUGUGUGGUCGCCAUCAAUCAUGUAUGGGACAAGAACCAACACUGUGAUCCUGGUGGAUAGCAAUGGUCGAUGUGAUUACAUUGAACGAUCCUUGGUGACCCCUGUUGAUGAAAACGAUCCCCAUACAACUACAGAAACAUUUUCUUUCAACAUUGACAUGACCUCCACAUAACUGUUUGUUACAAAGCAGUCAUCACUGUUAAGUCUGUUAUCUUUCGUAUGAAUAUUAAGCUGAUCUGAGUUAUCUCCCUUUAACCAGAAUAUUAUUAAGGGAAAUGUCGAAUCCCAGAUUGUGUUUUGGCGUCUGUUAGCACCGUGUCCUUCCUCUUGGAUUCACCCAGUGGUAAACAUCAGAGACCAGCAUCAUUUCAGACUUUCUCUCACAUUCAGCCUGCACUCUGUGAUAUAUAUGCAAUAUUGUUUACGUGAUAUUAAACCAAGCUUGAUCACUUCCGUUGGUGAAA